Messenger RNA from Notolabrus celidotus (New Zealand spotty), 3267 nucleotides. It is a transcript of the gene rbm19, whose product is annotated as RNA binding motif protein 19. Lineage: Eukaryota; Metazoa; Chordata; Actinopteri; Labriformes; Labridae. The transcript has 24 exons. The record is from RefSeq and is a predicted model, not a curated record. Bases 126 to 2963 code for a protein of 945 amino acids. Gene Ontology annotation, molecular function: RNA binding.
AGUAGAAGAAGAAGAAGCUCCGCCCAUUCAAGAUGGCGAGCUAGAGGAGGGUGCAUGCUUGAUUGUUGACAUUUAUUCAUAAAUUAAGAUUAUGCGAAUCUAGUUGAUUUAAAACCACAACAAAAAUGUCUCGUCUCAUCGUGAAGAACCUCCCUAACGGGAUGAAGGAGGAAAGGUUCAGGUCCAUGUUCGCCGCCUUUGGCACCGUGACAGACUGCUCUUUAAAGUUUACCAAGGACGGAAAGUUUCGCAAGUUCGGGUUUGUGGGCUUUAAAGACGAAGAAGAUGCGAACAAAGCUCUGACACAUUUCAACAAGAGCUUCGUGGACACAUCCAGAGUAACAGUGGAGAUGUGCAAGGCAUUUGGAGAUCCAACAAAAGCUAAAGCCUGGAGCAGACAUACCCAGAUCUCAGGCCCUGACAAACCCUCUACUCCUGCUGACACUGACAGUAAAAAGCAAAAGAAACAGAAAAAGGAAACCACCAGCACUCUUGGAAAUCUGGAAGAGGAUCAGGGCUUCAAAGAGUUUCUGUCGGUACAUCAAAAUCGUAGCCAAGUACCAACCUGGGCGAACGACAGCGUGCAGCAAACGGCUGAUCCCGACAGUGGACGGACAAAGACUCAGGGCAAGAAGAAGCCUGCUUCAGAUGAUUACCUCAACUUUGAUUCAGACCAGUCAGAGGAAGAGGAAGAGGAAGAGGAGGGGGAGGAAUCUGAGGAAGAUGAAGGUGCCUCAAAAGAAGCACUGAAGUCUGGGUUAUCAGAUAUGGACUACUUGCGCUCAAAGGUGGCACAAACAGAUGACACCAAGGAGGAAAUUGAGGAGGAUGAGGUUGAAGAUGAUGAUGAUGGUGAAGACGACGAUGAUGGUGAAGACGACGAUGAUGGUGAAGAUGAAGAUUGUGGUCCUGUACAGCACGCGGACAGCGCUUAUGAGAGUGGGGAAAGAGAAAACGUCUCAAAGGACAAAACUACAGUUUCCUCUGAGGAUAAGCAGAGCAAAGGAAAGAAAGCUGCCAAACAAGAGAUGGAGCCGGUAACAGAGUUCACAGUGAAGCUCAGAGGAGCUCCAUUCAACGUCAAAGAGCAACAAAUCCGAGAGUUCAUGACCCCACUGAAGCCUGCAGCCAUCAGGAUCGGGAAGAAUGAAAGUGGCAAUAGAACAGGUUAUGUCUAUGUGGACUUGCACUCUGAGGAACAGAUUGAAAAAGCCUUGAAAAAGAACAAAGACUACAUAGGUGGGCGUUACAUUGAAGUGUUUCGUGUAGAUCCCUCAGCGGGUAAGGCUAAAAGAGACAAGAAGAGCCAAGAAAUUGAUAGAAACUUCACCAGGAAGCUCAAAGAGGACGAGGAGGAGGAGGACAUUGCAGAGUCAGGUCGACUCUUUAUCAGAAACCUUCCUUACACUUGCAGUGAGGAGGAGAUAAAAGAGCUAUUCUCUAAACAUGGUCCUUUAUCAGAGGUGCUCUUCCCGAUUGACAAUCUGACAAAGAAACCUAAAGGAUUUGCUUUUGUAACGUACAUGAUACCAGAAAAUGCUGUGACAGCUCUGGCUCAGCUGGAUGGACACAUAUUUCAGGGAAGGAUGCUUCACCUGCUUCCUUCUACAGUGAAAAAAGAAAAGACUGAUUCUUCAGAUGCUGGUGGCCCCGGCUCUUCUACUUACAAACGUCAAAAAGAUGCUAAAAACAAAGCUUCAAGUUCCAGCUCCCACAACUGGAACACCCUUUUUCUGGGCACAAGCGCAGUGGCAGAUGCCAUAGCUGAAAAAUACAACACCACAAAAAGCCAAGUCCUGGACCAUGAGUCAAAAGGCAGUGUUGCAGUUCGUAUGGCUCUUGGGGAGACGCAGAUUGUUCAGGAGACUCGACAGUUUCUACUCGACAAUGGUGUCAGUCUGGAUUCCUUUAGUCAGGCGGCAGCAGCGAGGAGUACAUCUGUGAUCCUGGUGAAGAACCUUCCAACUGGAGUGACGACAUCAGAGUUGGAGGAACUUUUCUCCCCUCAUGGCUCUUUGGGUCGUGUGCUGCUGCCGCCCUCAGGACUCACCGCCAUCAUCGAGUUCCUGGAGCCGACUGAGGCAAAGCGAGCCUUCACUCGUCUCGCUUACAGCAAGUUCCAACACGUCCCGCUGUAUUUGGAGUGGGCACCUGUGGGAGUGUUUGUAGCUGGCAAACCAGAACCAGUGUUAGAAAAAAAGGAGGCAGUGAAAGAAGAGAAAAAAGAGGAAGUGGGUGAAGAAGAUGAAGAAGAGGAGGAAGAGGAGUCCGCUCCUGGCUCCACACUUUUUGUCAAGAAUCUUAAUUUCAGCACCACAGAGGAGAAACUACAAGAGACAUUUUCUAAAUGUGGAAAAGUCAAGUCCUGCUCCAUCUCCAAGAAGAAAGAUAAAACAGGAAAUAUGUUGUCCAUGGGCUAUGGUUUUGUCCAGUAUCAGACAGCAGAGGCAGCACAGAAAGCUCUGAGACAGCUCCAGCACUGUAAGGUGGACGAUCACCAGCUAGAGCUGAAGGUUUCUGAGAGAGCCACAAGGACUUCUGAGGUAUCACAGAAGAAGAAGAAGCAAUCUGAGAAGAAACAAACGGGCACUAAGAUCCUUGUGCGUAACGUGCCCUUCCAGGCCACUGUCAGGGAAAUUCGGGAACUCUUCUGUACAUUUGGAGAGCUAAAGACAGUCCGUCUUCCAAAGAAAGCAGCUGGCUCAGGGAAUCAUAGAGGCUUUGGCUUUAUUGACUUUCUCACCAAACAAGAUGCUAAGAAAGCAUUUGCUGCACUGUGCCACAGCACCCAUCUGUACGGGAGACGCCUUGUGCUGGAGUGGGCUGAUGCUGAGGAAACAGUGGAGACAUUGAGACGGAAAACAGCCGAACAUUUCCAUGUGGUCAACAAAAAGCAGAGAAAAGGAGAGGUUCUGGAGGGAAUUCUGGAGAAGAUGGAAACUGAUGGAGUUGCAGAAGACUGAGUUUCCUUUGAGGCUGUUGUCACUUCCAAAAACUUGAUUGGACUCUGAAUAGUGCUCCUGUGUUUUUCUGUCAAAAUAGGACUUUGUACAAAAUAAGGACCUGAGUGGCGUGUGCUCAAAGAGCCAUCAUCAUCAAAUGUAUCAGCUGGACACUGGACACCGUUAUUUCAAACAUUUGAAAACCAGGAUCUCUUGCUGUACAUGUUUUUCUCAUUACAUGCUUACAUUUUGUACUGACUGAUGCAUCAAAGACAGAUAAAGUGACUGUCAGUUUUUAUAUAAAAUUGUUUUUCAUGUUUUAAGA